AUGAAUAUUGAGAUGUAUGACAUUAAAGAACCAGUUGUUCUCUAUUUAGUGAGGAAAGGAAAGAAAUGGAGAAUAUAUCAGUGCAUUGAGAAUGAAGAUUAUAAAGAGUUCGAGAGAACUUUAGAUGUCUUUAACGAAUCACUUGAUCCUACUACAGCAAACAUGUCCGAGUGUAAACUCUAUGAACUAAGCUUUGAGUUUUUUAACGCUCAAAUUAGAAGAAAUUUACAUCCAAAAAUGAUUUUAUGGUCAAGGCUGAUGAUGUUGGUCCAGAGUCACAAACCGGAGAAUCGCGAGGUAGAGUGA
Theileria equi strain WA is the source of this 306-nucleotide messenger RNA. RefSeq lists its product as hypothetical. The transcript has a single exon. Lineage: Eukaryota; Apicomplexa; Aconoidasida; Piroplasmida; Theileriidae. The record is from RefSeq and is a predicted model, not a curated record. Bases 1 to 306 code for a protein of 101 amino acids.